Molecule: messenger RNA, 882 nt
Organism: Paraglomus occultum
Lineage: Eukaryota; Fungi; Glomeromycota; Glomeromycetes; Paraglomerales; Paraglomeraceae
Source: the annotation of a GenBank genome assembly
AUGUAUAAAAAGCAACUUAAUGAGGAGUAUGUAAGAGAGUUAAUGAGUAAAUUUGAAAAUAUUCUUCUUGCUAAUUCAAAACGCACCUAUUAUCCUCCUACAGGAAGACAAGAAUUUUGUUAUAAACUUUUGGAAAUAGACUAUACUCGUUAUGAUAAAAACUUUGAACUUUCUUUCCUAGAAACUAGGUCUAUUUUCAGGGAAAUACUAAAAAGCAAUAAGAAUAAUUUAGAAACUAGAGAUUCAUUUAUUCUUUACAUGAAAUGGAAAGACUGCCUAGAAACUAUUGUUGACAGUAAUAACUACUUAGAGUGCCUGGAUAAAUUAAGGAAUAAUGCAGAAACCUUUUGGUCAUUAAAUGAAUUAAGAAGAUUUUGCACCAAAGAGGUAUUUCUGAACUUUCUUUACAUUGAAGCAAUUAUAGACAUUAAGCAAAUAAAGUAUGAAACUCAAUACAUUGACAUCGAGGAAUUAAAUAAUUUUCGAAAUAUUGAUAAUUAUUGGUUCCAUAAUCAGCAUGAGGAUGCUUAUACUUCUUGUAGAGCAUUAUUUCUCUCCGUCGUAGUAAAACGCUUAAACAAAGAAAUAAUUGACCCAAAAAAUGAUGUGCCAGAAUACAUUAGAAAAAUAACAGAAAAAUAUAAAAUUGAUGGACUAACAGAAAAUUUGUUAUCAGCACUUCAAGCAAUCACUAAUAUAAGACAUAGGUUUGGCAAAAAAGAGCCACCAAGAAGCAAAGAAGAUGUGGUGUUUUUGAAAAAUUUAGAAAAUGCUCAGCAAAUUGACAAAAAAGUUUGCACACGAUUAGAAAUAGAUUUAUUAAAAGCUCUCCACAACUUAACCAUGGUUUUGGAAACAGAGAAGAAUAUUCUAGGUAAAUAA